Anopheles marshallii is the source of this 687-nucleotide messenger RNA. It is a transcript of the gene Hou, whose product is annotated as glucose-induced degradation protein 8 homolog. Gene Ontology annotation, molecular function: protein binding. The transcript is spliced from 3 exons. Gene Ontology annotation, biological process: proteasome-mediated ubiquitin-dependent protein catabolic process. NCBI's taxonomy places the organism in Eukaryota, Metazoa, Arthropoda, Insecta, Diptera, Culicidae. The record is from RefSeq and is a predicted model, not a curated record. Gene Ontology annotation, cellular component: nucleus; cytoplasm. The coding region runs from base 1 to 687 and encodes 228 amino acids.
AUGAGCUGUAACGACAAGAACGAUGGUAUCUCGAAGGAGGAAUGGCAAAGCCGUCUCGAAACAUUUCCAUUCAAGCAGGACGAUAUUAACAAAUUGAUUAUGAACUACUUAGUUACUGAGGGAUUUAAAGAGGCAGCAGAAAAGUUUCAGGCGGAAUCCGGUGUUGUACCGUCGGUGGAUCUGAACUCGUUGGAUAACAGGAUACUGAUACGGGAAGCGGUCCAGAAUGGCUUCAUACAGGAGGCGACCCACCUGGUCAACCAGUUGCAUCCGGAACUGCUCGAUAACGAUCGCUAUCUAUAUUUCCAUCUUCAGCAGCUUCAUCUGAUCGAGCUGAUUCGUGCUGGGAAGAUUGAGGAAGCGCUUACGUUCGCCCAAACGCAAAUCUCCGAAGCAGGCGAAAGUAACCCGGAAGUGUUGAACGAACUCGAGCGCACACUUGCGCUGCUUGCGUUCGAGAAACCCCAGCACAGCCCGUUCGCGGACCUGCUCGAUCAUACCCACCGUCAGAAGGUGGCCAGCGAGCUGAACGCGGCAAUCCUCAAGACUGAACAGCAGGAACAGUCGAGCCCACGCAUGAUCAAUAUCCUCAAGCUAAUACUGUGGGCGCAAACCGAGCUAGACAAAAAGAACGUCAAGUAUCCGAAGAUGAUGGAUCUGGCUUCGGGCACUAUCGAGCCAAAGUAG